Messenger RNA from Saccostrea cuccullata (small rock oyster), 1308 nucleotides. RefSeq lists its product as uncharacterized. The coding region runs from base 1 to 1308 and encodes 435 amino acids. The record is from RefSeq and is a predicted model, not a curated record. NCBI's taxonomy places the organism in Eukaryota, Metazoa, Mollusca, Bivalvia, Ostreida, Ostreidae. The transcript is spliced from 6 exons.
AUGAACGAGAAAAAAGUAAAAUUGGGAUUACUAGUAUAUCUCUUUUUUGUUUUGAUUCUAAAAGAGGGUAGCUCGCUUCCCAUUGUACAGCACGGUAUUUAUGGUACAAUAGAAUCCCCGGGUUUUCCUAAAAACUACUCACACAACCUCAACAUCAUGUGGGAAACGUAUGGACCUAUAGAUGCUAUAUCCCUGAUGGUCACCAUUCUUCAGUUUGAUGUCUACCAUGAUCCUAGAUUUCCUUGCAAAGAUCUUCUGACAAUUUUUGAGGUGGAGACAAACUUUGACUUUUUUAACCGAUGUGGAACCAUUCCUAAGACAAACUACAUUGUUCUUGGAAACAAAUUGAAGGUCAUAUUCAAAACCGACGGGGAAAACAAUGCAAAAGGAUUUCAGAUUCACUGGGAAGUCAGAGACUACAGAAAAGAAGGUACAGAUCCAAUUGUCAAGGUUCUAUUCUGUCCCCCGUCUCCAGUUACAACAUAUUCUCCAUUAACCACGGCGGCUCUAACAACUGAUGUUACGACUGAACCACCAGAACACGUGGAGAAGCUGCAAAAUUGUCAUACAUCAACAAUAUCUUAUAUAAAAGAUGGCAUCAUUGGUGUUUUGUCGACAACACUUCUUGUUGUCAUAGUGGCGCUCUGUUGUCAUCAAAGGAGAAGACCACCACCAAAAAUGAGGGCUGAAUACUCCAUCAGUUACAGAUCAUCCGAAUUUUCUUUGUUGGAAACUGAAUCACAAACCAUAUAUGACUACCCUAUGUCACUGGCUACGGAAGCUGUUGAUUACUUGAGAAGCACAACGUCAUCAGGGUAUGCCGUACCGAGACUAAGCAAUACAGACGGCCGCAGUGAACCUCCAAUUUAUGGCAAUGUAAUUGUGGAAUCUGAAAACGAGAAUAUGGAUGUUGAAUGCGAAUAUAUGAAUAUUUCCAUGGCACGCCGACCCGAUGUCGGGAACAGAUUCGAACUAAGAGAAAAAUCUUUACAUCUUGACAAUUCCAUGUCACGGACUGCGAUGUUCUCGUCCAAACGAAGUGCUCAAAAGCGAGGUAAUCGUUCCAAAAAUGAAAGGAACAAAAGCAAAAGAGUAGAAGAAAGUAAUUAUUUAAAUAUAACACCUAAACUGCACUCCUACAUCGAGGUGGUGGAUGAUCGGGCUGAUGCUUUGUUCGGUAAUAGCUUCACUAGUAUGACGUCAUCAGGAUAUUCUAAACCAGUGGAAAACAAAGCCAAACACCAGAGACAAUUGCAAUACUCCAGCAAGAAAGACACAGCAAGAAGAAGCGUUACUUUGAAUUCUUAA